AGGCCAGGAGAACGCCACCCUGGAGUCGGAGGGGGGAGUGCAGAUCACACCCUUCAACCUGAAUGAAGAGAUGGAGGAGGGGCACUUCGACUCGGAGGGCAAUUAUUUCCUGAAGAAGGAGGCCCAGAUCCGAGACCACUGGCUGGACAACAUUGAUUGGGUUCGGAUUAAGGAGCGUGUGGUGCCCCCCUCCUGGCUCUGGUGAGGAUGGGGAUUCAGACAAUGAUGAGGGGCGGGCUCCCCUGGAGAUGAAGACCUUAUUGGAGGAGAUCUUGAAGUUGUUGUUGCCGGGGGAGACGGUGGCGAAGGGCAUCCAGCGAUUAGGGGGCGGCAAGAAGAAACCCCCGAGAGUCCGACAAGGCAGAGGAGGCCGAAGAGGCAAAUCCCAGACCCGGGACAUGGAAGAGCCAACAGAAGAGGAGCGGAUGGAGGGGGAGAAGGAUCCCCAACUGGAGGGGGCGGAGAAGGAGGCGGAGCCUCUGGAUCAGCUCAUCUCUCUGGCUGACCAGAUGGUGGCGCUUGGAGUCUAUGAAGUCUAUCAGGACACCUAUGAGAAGCUGGCCUAUCGACUACGAGGCCUGACGGCUCCGCCCUCCCUGGACAUGUUCGCCGACGAGGUGGAGGAGGGCAAAGCUGGAGAAGAAGGAAGAGCCCCCCGGAUAUGGAGGAGGUUCUAUGGGAGUACAGAUGGGAGAACAAGGACGGGCGCCGAGCUCUAUGGACCCUUCACCAUGCGCACAGAUGCAGGAAUGGGUGGAUCAGGGAUACUUUGCGGAUGGAGUGUACUGCCGGCGGGUCAGCGGUGGGCAGUUCUACAACUCUCAUCGGAUAGACUUCGAUCUGUAUGUGUG
Molecule: messenger RNA, 851 nt
Organism: Staurois parvus
Lineage: Eukaryota; Metazoa; Chordata; Amphibia; Anura; Ranidae
Source: the annotation of a GenBank genome assembly